AAAUUACAUACAGAUCAGGAACAGAACAGCUUAGACUCUUCUUCUUCAGGGGGCACAGAGAGUUGGUAAAAUCUCCACUUUUAGAUCCGUUCAGCAUUUAAUCUCUUUCCGAUUUCGAUGCCUUCCCGUAGACGUACCCUCCUCAAAGUCAUCAUCCUCGGCGAUAGCGGGGUGGGGAAAACCUCUUUGAUGAAUCAAUAUGUUAACAAAAAGUUCAGCAACCAGUACAAGGCCACCAUUGGAGCUGACUUCUUGACUAAGGAAGUCCACUUUGAAGAUCGUCUUUUCACUUUACAGAUAUGGGAUACAGCUGGACAGGAAAGGUUCCAGAGCCUUGGUGUAGCUUUCUACCGGGGUGCUGAUUGCUGUGUACUUGUAUAUGAUGUCAACUCCAUGAAAUCAUUUGAAAACCUCAACAACUGGCGUGAAGAGUUUCUCAUCCAGGCUAGUCCAUCUGAUCCAGAGAAUUUUCCUUUUGUUCUUAUCGGAAACAAGGUCGACGUGGAUGGUGGAAACAGCAGAGUGGUUUCAGAGAAAAAGGCUAAAGCUUGGUGUGCUUCAAAGGGAAACAUUCCCUACUUUGAGACCUCUGCUAAGGAAGGCACCAAUGUUGAGGAAGCUUUCCAGUGCAUUGCCAGCAACGCGCUCAAGAGCGGCGAAGAGGAAGAGCUAUACUUGCCAGACACAAUCGACGUGGGGACAAGCAAUCAACCGAGAUCUUCAGGGUGUGAAUGCUAAAAGGGUUUGUAUCUAUCUCUCCGAGAAGAAUGCUUUUGAGUUCAACAAUGUGUUUUGGUCUCUCCCCUCUCUUCACCAGCUAUCUCUUCAAGUUUAUUACAUGCUGUAAAAAAAUUUCUUUUGUGUGAAAAAAAGAAUCCUUCCUUCAAAACCAUUUGAUUUGUUCAGUGUUCCUUCUUUUUCAUAACAUAACAAGUUGUUUUGAAAGUUUUUUUUUUAAAUAUAAGCUUUUCCAAUU
This is a messenger RNA of Raphanus sativus (radish), 976 nucleotides long. RefSeq names its product ras-related protein RABG3f-like. The record is from RefSeq and is a predicted model, not a curated record. Gene Ontology annotation, cellular component: vacuolar membrane. The coding region runs from base 118 to 738 and encodes 206 amino acids. The transcript has 6 exons. Gene Ontology annotation, molecular function: GTPase activity; GTP binding. NCBI's taxonomy places the organism in Eukaryota, Viridiplantae, Streptophyta, Magnoliopsida, Brassicales, Brassicaceae.